AUGAAUUGGUUGCUAUCCUACCUCCCCUUUAUCUUUCUUCUUGUUCCGACACCAAUGGUUGCAUCGGCUAACACGGAUUCCAGUGCCUUUCCAGAAAUUGAACCUUCGGUUAGUGUUAGUGUCCUGGUACGAAAUAAAGCCCAUAGUCUUCCCUACUUCCUACAUCAUUUAGAAGAACUUGACUAUCCAAAGAAGCGGCUUCAUCUGGACUUCCGCCUUGAUAAUACGAUCGACAGAAGUGCGAAAAUAUUGGAGUCCUGGGUAAAUCAAGUCCGAGAUCUUUACCACGGAAUUGAUCUGAACAUGGAUGAAACCAAUAUCCAUCCAGUUAGUCCAAAUUGGUCUGACGACCACCACAAGCACUUGAUCGGCUUGCGUCAAGCUGCUCUAGAUAGGGCUUAUGAAAUCAAUGCUGAUUUCCUCUUUUCCCUCGACGCUGAUGUAAUUCUCUUGAACAAUGCAACCCUAAGGCAGCUUGUCGAUGCUAGUGCCUUUCCAUCGAAGGAACAUCCAUCCCACGUUACUGUGAUUGCUCCAAUGCUCAAUUGCACAACUUCUGAUGUCUUCUCGAACUUUUGGGGUGAUAUGACUGAAGAGGGAUACUACAAGCGUUCUCGUGAUUACUUCGCCCUCCAACGUAGACAUAAAGUGGGUAUCCAUCCCGUAGCUAUGGUCCACACCGCUUUUCUAGUUAAUCUUCGUCACACGCGGAAAAAUAGAUUAGCUUUUGACCCACCUCCAGAGGGAUACAGUGGUCCGAAUGAUGAUAUUAUCGUAUUUGCUCGAAAUGCUCAAGCCAUGGAUAUUCCGUUUUACCUUGACAAUCGAGAUUUCUAUGGAUACUUCCCGCUCCCAUUAGACGAGGUGGAAAUCCCAAAAGCUUAUCGAAGUUCUGCGAAGUAUCUGUUAGAUCGAGAGGCUGAAGUGUUCCUUCACCUACGAUUGAAUACAGUAUUUGAUGAUGCAUUGCCGGAAGGAAUGGCUUUGAAGCAUUCUCCGCGAUUGGAUCAAUUUAUUGAAACUCCAGAACCGUCACUACUCGGAUUCGAUCAAAUUUAUCUGAUUAACUUGGAGAGAAGACCAGAUAGGCUGCGUAAAAUGAACUAUGCUCUACGGGAGCAGGGUAUUAAAGUGCAGUUGAUAAAAGCGACUGAUGGGAGAGAAUUGAAUCCUGAUAUCAUCAGAGCGUGGAAUAUUACCCAACUUUCUGGCUAUGCCGAUCCGUAUCACAAAAGGGCUCUCAAAUAUGGAGAAAUUGGAUGCUUCCUGAGUCACUACCGAAUUUGGCAGGACAUGAUAGAAAAUGACUACGAACGCAUCCUAAUUCUUGAAGAUGAUCUUCGUUUUGUGCCGGGUUUUACCAGACGUCUCACAGCAACAGUUAAAGAAGCAGAUGUCUCCUUGGCUGAUUGGGAAUUGCUAUAUGUGGGUCGAAAACGCAUGUCUAGUAAUGAGGUCAUGGUCAAGUCCACGAGACAUCUGGCCUAUCCCAGUUAUACCUACUGGACUUUGGCUUACGUGCUUCGACGCUCUGGAGCCCACAAAUUAAUGGCACAAAGACCUCUGGAAAAGAUGGUCGCGGUUGACGAAUUUCUGCCCAUAAUGUUUGACCGACACCCAAAUAAGAGAUGGUUAGCCCAUUUCGAGCCGAGAAAUCUUCUGGCAAUCUCCGCGGAGCCACUGCUUGUGGAACCACUUCGAUACACCGGAGAGCCAUUUUACGUGUCUGACACUGAGGACUCGGACAUUAUUCCUGAAUUCCUCUAUGCGGAUGGAGAGAAAGGAAGUGAACAUGAUGAAUGUAAUGAGAAAUGA
Rodentolepis nana is the source of this 1815-nucleotide messenger RNA. The record is from the annotation of a GenBank genome assembly. Lineage: Eukaryota; Metazoa; Platyhelminthes; Cestoda; Cyclophyllidea; Hymenolepididae.